ACCAUAUGAAAAAAACAUGGACGAAUUGGAAAAAUUAAAAAAUUGGUUUGCUUAACGAGGUUGCAUGACUGCGUGUCACGUUAGGUCUUUGGCAGAAUAAUAAAACGCUUAAGUUUAUUUUGUCAAGAUCUAAGGAUUGUUGAACUUUUCCGUGAAGUGAUUUUUCGGAGUUAAGUGUUUUAAGUUGUGUCUAUACCGUACUGUUUUUCUAAAUCAGCAAAACGAACUACUAUUUCUUAUACCUUACGUUUGUACUGUGCGACCGUGAAGGUUGAGAAUGUUACGUCAUUUUCCCUCUAGUGUCUUGUAGAAACAUAUAUAUUUUGGUUUGUUUGGUGCAUCAGUGUUUUUCUCAAGAUAUUAACAAAAUUAAGUGCAAAGUUAUAGUAAGUGUAUUGAGUUGUUAAUAAAUAUUGGCGCUCUUACACCGGCUGCGACAAGAUGCCGCCAUGUUAUGUAGUUUUGCUGUCAACUACUGGUCGCGGUUAGCCCUGCUUUAUUACCCUUGGAAGAUUUAUCUUUGUUUGGACUAAUAAUCAGUAGUACCAUCUCCAGCAGUACUAAAGAGUCACGGAGCACCACAACGAGGCGCUAUUCAGCGCCGAUUACAUAAAUGAUCCAUUUAUGCAAGUUCUGGGCAUCGAAAAUGCAAGAAUUGAAUCCUGUGAACUCCAACCGGGAGACACAUGGAGGGGGAUGCAAGGCAAGAUGAGCGUGACAACGCCGGUUAAGAAGAUAAGAAAAAAGUCAGACAAUAAGCCACAAUCGCAAAUCAAUAAGUGUCACAACGAAAAAAGGCGGCGGGAGUUGGAGAACGAGACCAUAAACCAGCUCGAGGAGCUUCUUGGGACCUGCUUGGCGGAAUUGAAGCAGCCUGACAAGAACGGCAUCGUACGCGAGGCGACGCGCGAGAUCCAGGCGAUCUUGAGGCGCAGGCGCGACUGUCCUGGCGAGUGCCCGGUGCGCCGCGCCGCGCUCCGCUCGCCCGUGCAGGCCGGCGAGGUCAGCUCCACACAGCCGCAGCCGGCACUCGGCCCACUCGCCCUGCCCGGCACCCCCGCCCCCGCCCCCGCUGGCUUCUACUACAACGGUUUCAACAAUCUCAUCGAGGCUCUGAAACAUUACACUAGCAGCCUGGGCUGGGUCUUAUUAGAAAUUAAUACUAAUGGGGAAAUCAAAUGCGUGUCAGAAAAUAUAAAAGAUCUUAUUCAUGUCGACAGAACUGAACUGUACAAAAAGUCGAUCUUUUCACUUCUCCACGAAAGCGAUCAUACGAAGUUGAAACCUUUACUGAGGAAUUCACAGGCGUUGGUUUGGGAUUCGGGAAAUAUCGAUAAAUUUCAAGCCACACAAGUUCGCCUUAUCAAAAGUACAAAUGCUAACGACGUUACUGGCAGGCUGGUGGACGCUGUGAUCCACGCUGCGCCGGUACGCGGCUCGUGCCCGGAGGAGGCCGGCUCCGUCAUGUGCGUCAUCCGGCGCUGCGAGGACGCGUCGGCCGCACUUCUCCCAGUCGACGGCGGCCCGCCCGCCAUCACUAACAAACUACCGGAGAACAUCAUCUUCCGACUAGACUGCAAAUAUACUAUUUUAUCUUGCGAUUUAAGUGGAGUGGAAAAUUUUAUAAACUAUCCCCUCUCUCUUGUGGGUGCUUGUUAUUUGGAACUAGUCGAUAGCAGUGAUCGUAUUCGCGUAGCCGCGCAUUUACAAGAGGCUCUGUGCGGUCCCGGGCCGCCGGCAGUGAGUGCGCCCUUUCGGUUACGGGUUGCUGCGGAUAAACCUUCCUUCAGAGUCAGUGCUCUAUCGCGCCUUUUUAAGGCUAAGCCGCCUUCGGUGGAAACUGACUUUAUAAUGUCCACGCACACUGUGCUCGGAGACGAAGAAGUCGACCUUUUAGACGUCGCCGGUUCCAGACCGCCCGUCGGCGGUCCGCUGAUGUCCGUUGCCAACGGUGAGUCGUCCGGCUGCGAGACGCGGUAUCGCUCCUCUAUGAGCCCCUCGGAUGGACAGUUUUCUAUCAACGAUUUCGAUCUCGAAUCUUGGACCCCUGGUUUUCAAAUAGGAGAAAUGUCGUGCGAAGAUACAAAGGAUAGAAAAGAGUUGGUCGGGGAAGGAUCAAGCACACCGCCUGCCCUACGUGCACCGCCGCAGUCCAACGAGGGAUCGCAGUCCUCCGUACCCGGGGAGGAGCAUAAUCGUUUGCGCAGCUUGCUCAGUAAAAAAACCGGCGUAUCUGAGUCUGUAAACUCGAACAAUCGCAUUUUAAAAGAUCUGCUCAACCAAGAAGACGAGGAAGCGACGAGCAGCGAGACGUCGGCGCCGCACACGCCGCACACCCCUCACACGCCACACACGCCGCACACGCCGCUCACGCCGCACGCGUCGGGCACGGCGCUGUCCCCGCUGCACACCGCGCAGGCGCAUGCGCGCCCCAUGGCGCCGCACGGGCCGCUCACGCCGCACACGCCGCACACGCCGCAGACACCACAUGCGGCCCACGCCUCGCACUCCACACACGCCGCGCACGCGCCGCACGCACAGCAUGCGCAGCACGUGCAGCACGCGCAGCAUGUACAGCAUCAACCCUCGCCACACAACAUUCAGCAACCUCAUCAUAACAACUCGGAAGUUUUGCUCAGGAUACUAAAAGAAAAAUCCGACGAAGAUAAUGAGGAAAAUCGAAGAAACGCGUCAGAUAGCACUCGUGGAACUUCACAACCGUGCGCAUUGCUCUCUCAGUUACUUUCGCCCAGCAACGGGCCCUCCGGCAAUGGCCGCGCCCAGGACACCAGUGAUAACUACCUCGAAAGAAUCGGAAUGAAGCGAAAGUAUGAGGAGAGUAAGACGCCCACUAACGUCAAGAGAGCUACGCCUGACAACCAACAGGUGACAUCGAGCGCGGUGCCGGUGGCGUCGUCGGCGGCGUCGUCGACGGCCGCGAGCCCCGCCACCAGCAGCAGCACCUCGCAGCGGCCGCUCCGGCAGAAGAACCAGAUCCUAGUGGCGCUGCUGGAACAGGCCACGCCCUUCCCCACCCCCAACCUGCGCGGCUACGAGCCCGUGCCGCGCCCGCGCCUGCCGCACAUACCGCACCUGCCGCACCUGCCGCAGCACCAGCACCAUCAUUCCACAUUGACUAAUAUGAUAACUCCCCAUAGUCGAGCGAGUAACGUGAACGGCGGCAGUGUCGGCACGGUGACGACGAGCGUGGGCAGCGUGGGCAGCGUGGGAGUGUCGGGCAACGUGGGCAGCGCGACGUGCACCACGGCCAGCAUGAGCGUGCCCAGCCACCUGCAGAUGGUGCUGCAGAGCUCGCGCGCCGGCUACCCGCACUCGCCCAGCGCCGCGCACUACGCCACCGCCGCGCCGCACCACGCCUACAACACUCAGCCCUCAAACGACAACUCGCGAAGCCAAGCGAGUUCCGGGGGUGGGGCUGGGGGUGGCGGCGGCGACACGGACGCGCCCAGUGACCUGAUGCUGUCGUACAUCUUGGACGAGGUGAUAGAGAACAUGCCGUACGCCGAGCGGCCCGCGCCCGACGUCAACGUCCUCUUGAACAUGGAGAACAGACAGCUCAGAUCAGAGUUCGCUGGUGUGAAAGAAAAGAAUGCGGUGAUCAACGCAAUAACCCAAAGUCUGAUGCAGUACGAGGCGGUUUCCAAAAUCUCCGUGUCUUCCAGCCCUGGAGCACCUCCGGUGUACUCGGUGCAAAGCCCGAUGUCAUGCAACAUGGGCGGCGGCGGCGGUGGCGGCAGCAGUGGCGGUAGCGUCAACAGCGGCAUGUACGGCAUGGGGCGCGGCGAGGAGUCGCGCGCGCUGGUGGAGCAGCACCGCGUGCGGCUGCUGCACCAGCAGCGCUCGCAGCAGAUGCUCGUCUCCCCGGAGGCGACGGAGCAGUCGCAGGCGGACCUGGGCUCCACCAUCAACGCGCUCGUGUCCAACGCCACGCCGCCCAACGUCGCGCUCACUCGCACCGACUACCAUCAUGUAUAUCAUCAAAAUCAAAUGGGUUCAAAUUACGGUACAAAUAAAAUACCAACGUCCCAACAAAAUCCAAUGCUUAGCCGGCAGCUGGGUGUAAGUUUUUGCAUUAUAAACAUUAUUUUGAAAACAAUUGAAAUAACAUUUUGGCUUAUGUAAUCAUAUCUUGCAAUAACAUUAAAAUCGGUG
Messenger RNA from Papilio polytes (common Mormon), 4173 nucleotides. RefSeq lists its product as uncharacterized. The transcript is spliced from 15 exons. Gene Ontology annotation, biological process: cellular response to hormone stimulus; positive regulation of transcription by RNA polymerase II. The record is from RefSeq and is a predicted model, not a curated record. Gene Ontology annotation, cellular component: nucleus. NCBI's taxonomy places the organism in Eukaryota, Metazoa, Arthropoda, Insecta, Lepidoptera, Papilionidae. Bases 625 to 4143 code for a protein of 1172 amino acids. Gene Ontology annotation, molecular function: protein dimerization activity; nuclear receptor binding.